GAACGGUCUAGCUGGGGCUCUGUGCUGAGGUGGCUCUGGCUCCCCCACUAGUGCUCUUUGGACUUAGGAACCUCAAGACCCAGGAUGGGGCAGGUAGAUUGUAUUGGAAAUACAUCUUCCUGUCCUGCCCUCCCUCCAACACCUGCAGUGGUCACUUUUCAUUUAACAUGGAGCAGGAAGAGGCCUCAGUAGUGUAAAUCUUCAAGUCUGAGAUGUUUGUAAUAACUAUAAACUGUAUGCUUUCUUUUUUUUCUCUUUAGAGAAAGCAACGAUGUAGAUUUGAUGGCCAAGAAACAAAAGAAUCUAAGUACACUAGCCUGAAUGCAAGUGACUUCAGUGACCCAGUUUACAAAGAGAUCGCUCUUACGAAUGGCUGCAUUAAUAGAAUGAGUAAGGAAGAACUCAGAGCUAAACUUUCAGAAUUCAGGCUGGAAACCAGAGGAGUAAAGGAUGUAUUAAAGAAGAGGCUCAAAAACUAUUAUAAGAAACAGAAGCUGAUGUUGAAAGGGGACAACUGUGCCGACAGUUACUACGACUACAUUUGUAUUAUUGACUUUGAAGCAACUUGUGAAGAGGGUAACCCACCUGAGUUCAUACAUGAAAUAAUUGAAUUUCCUGUUGUCUUACUGAAUACUCAUACCUUAGAAAUAGAAGAUACGUUUCAGCAGUAUGUGAGACCAGAGAUUAACACACAGCUUUCUGAUUUCUGCAUCAACCUUACUGGAAUCACUCAGGAUCAGGUAGACAGAGCUGAUACCUUCCCUCAGGUACUAAAAAAAGUAAUUGACUGGAUGAAAUUGAAGGAAUUAGGAACAAAGUAUAAAUAUUCCAUAUUAACAGACGGUUCGUGGGAUAUGAGUAAGUUCCUGAACAUUCAGUGCCAGCUCAGCAGGCUCAGAUAUCCUCCUUUUGCUAAAAAGUGGAUCAAUAUUCGAAAGUCAUAUGGAAACUUUUACAAGGUUCCUAGAAGCCAAACCAAACUGACAAUAAUGCUUGAAAAACUAGGAAUGAAUUACGACGGGAGGCCUCACAGCGGACUCGAUGACUCUAAGAACAUUGCUCGAAUUGCAGUUCGAAUGCUUCAGGAUGGCUGUGAACUCCGAGUCAACGAGAAAAUGCAUUCUGGACAGCUAAUGAGUGUGUGCACUUCCUCACCAAUAGAGGGCACUCCAGCUCCGCAAAUGCCACAUUUUAGAAAGUAACAUCUAGCAUUUUUGUCCGUGAAUCAUUCAUUCUAACUGGAGUUACUACAAAGAGGUAGCAGCUGAGUACUCAUUGAAUUAGUCCUGCAGUGCAAAAUGCAAGCACCUGAAAAUUUAAGAUCUUAUUGCAGUUACAGAUGUGGCUAAUUGUAUUUGUGUACAUGAACAGAUUUUGUGGGGAGGGCGUAUUGAAUUGUCACCAGCACUUUCGAUACGAGCAGUAUUUGUUACACAGUAACAGUUCCUGCUUAGAACUGAAUUUUAUAAUUUAAGGUAUCCGGGAUGUAUUCCUUUUAGUUUUAAAUGCAGAGUUUUAUUGGCUCACCCCUUGACCGUUAAUGUCUUACUGAAGUUAAAAUAUAUAAUACAUCUCUACGUUAACAUCAUUAGAUCACGUCAUUUCUUAAAGUGCAGACAAGAUUGGAAGGCAGGCCUUAUCUAGCCUGUGGCUUUUAAGAAUAUCAUAGUCCUUUUGAUUUUUGAAGUUUGUGUGUGAUAUUCAGCUGUAUGUGGUGUGCUGGGUACACAUACCUGCCUGUGUUUCUUUUCAACUCAUAAUUCGAAGACUGGUGAUACAUUAUAGAUUCUGGUUAAUAAUUCAGUUACUCAUGAAAUUAAUGAAAAGUCAGAAGAAAAUUUAAAGGAAUAUGAUGGGGCUGUAGUGGUGCAGUGGUUAAGCACUUGGCUGCUAACCGAAAGGUCAGCAGUUUAAACCCACCAGCCACUCU
Messenger RNA from Trichechus manatus latirostris (Florida manatee), 1930 nucleotides. It is a transcript of the gene ERI1, whose product is annotated as exoribonuclease 1. The coding region runs from base 387 to 1202 and encodes 271 amino acids. The record is from RefSeq and is a predicted model, not a curated record. Gene Ontology annotation, biological process: exonucleolytic trimming to generate mature 3'-end of 5.8S rRNA from tricistronic rRNA transcript (SSU-rRNA, 5.8S rRNA, LSU-rRNA). Gene Ontology annotation, cellular component: nucleolus; cytoplasm. Lineage: Eukaryota; Metazoa; Chordata; Mammalia; Sirenia; Trichechidae. The transcript is spliced from 6 exons. Gene Ontology annotation, molecular function: 3'-5'-RNA exonuclease activity; nucleic acid binding.